Chroicocephalus ridibundus (black-headed gull) is the source of this 9954-nucleotide messenger RNA. It is a transcript of the gene SPRY3, whose product is annotated as sprouty RTK signaling antagonist 3. Gene Ontology annotation, biological process: animal organ development; negative regulation of Ras protein signal transduction; negative regulation of fibroblast growth factor receptor signaling pathway. The transcript has 2 exons. Gene Ontology annotation, cellular component: membrane; cytosol. The coding region runs from base 3047 to 3967 and encodes 306 amino acids. Lineage: Eukaryota; Metazoa; Chordata; Aves; Charadriiformes; Laridae. The record is from RefSeq and is a predicted model, not a curated record.
GGGGGUCCUGGGCGUGUGCGGGCAGUGGGGACGGGUGUCCCGGACACGCGUGGGCAGCACGUGCCGAGGGCUUGGGGGUCCUGGACACACAUGGGCAAUUCGUGCCCAGAGGUUGGCAGUCCAGGGCACACACAGGCAUUUUGUGCCAAUGGGUUGGGGGUCCUGGGCACGCGUGGGCAGCGUGUGCUGAUGAAUUGGGGGUCCUGGCUGCGUGUGGGCAAUUUGUGCCCAGGGGUUGGGGGUCCUGGACACGCGUGGGCAGCGUGUGCUGAUGAAUUGGGGGUCCUGGACAUGGCGUGGGCAAUUCAUGGUGAGGGGUCCAGGGCAUGCAUGGGCCAUUUGCUGAGGAGACGGGGGUCCCUGGACAUGCACAGACUGUGAGUGUGUGAUAAAACUGGGGUGCAUGGGCACCCGCGUGCUGAGGGUUUGGGGGUCCUGGCCACACGUGGGCAAUUUGUGUUGAGCGGGCAGGGGUCCUGGGCACAUGCGAGCAGUGGGGAUGGGGGUCCUGUACACGCGUGGGGUGUACACAAUGGGGCUGGUGGCUUGGUGUGGGUCAGAGUCACGCGUGGGCUGUGUGGAUGGCAGAGCUGGGGCAUCCGAAGGGGCUGUGUGCAUGGAGGUGCUCGGAGGUCCUGGAAACGCGUGGGCUGUGGGCACGGUGGGGCUGUGGGGUCUGCAGGCCGGACCCGGACCCGAGCCAGGCGUGGGUUUCGUUGCUGGGGGGGCCAGCAGACGGCAGGGCCGUGCAGGGGGGCUGCAGCCGGCAUCCGAGCCACGCGUGGGCUGUGUGCGGAGCGGGGCACGGGGUUGCCACCACCCUGCGCCACCCCACAGCACCCAGCACAGGGUGAGGGGGUCCCUCCGGAGGGAAGCGCGUGGGAAAAGCCCUCUUCUCCCACCUGGGCGCCCUGUGCAGCUCGUCCCCGGCUUGCAGCCACCUCCAGCCUGUAAAUCAUUUGCUUUUACAAUCCCUCCUCUGGCCCAUUAUCACACGAACUUUAUAUGUUUGGGGCUGCUGGCGGCCAUAAAGCUCGCCCGGUUUCCGGGGCUGGCAUGCCUGCCUCGAAGGCAGGGUGUGAGGAGGAGGAGGCUGGGGACACGCUGCCCCGGUCCCCCCCAGACAGGCAGGUAGGCAGGGAGGGUGCAGCAGUGCCCCGGGGACGGUCGGACCAGUGGGGCCGGGAUAUGGACUGGUUGCAGCCCCGGGAUGGGGCUGGAGCAGGGAGGGCUGGGAGUGAGUGGGGGACACUGGGCUCCCCCAGGAUGGGGGGGCAGGAGUGGGGUCCCAGCUCCAGUCGUUCAGUCCCUCUUCUCUCCAUCCCGCUGGGCUGGAGGACCCACAGAUCCUCUGGCUCACGUCCUCUUGGGUCCCAGAGGGACCUUUGCCUCCCCCCGGUCCAUGUCUAACCCUGCGUCUGGGGAUCGUAGGUCCAGGAGCGUCUGGGCCCCGGUUCGGUCUCGGGGGUCCUCCCAGGACCUGUCUUGCCCGGGAUGCUGCAUCCAAGCCCUGGACUCAGAUCCUAAGCGUCCGGGUCGCAACGCAGUGCAUGGCCUGAUUGCCAGCUCCUCUAUUCGCCUGCUGUCCCGGGGGCUCUGUCCUCCUCGCAGUGUCCCCUCUCCAUCUCCUCCUGCCUCAGCGUGGCCACGGGUCCCCUCGUGUCUCCCGAGCUCCAGGUCUUGCAGGGAGGACUGGGUGUAGCUGUACUGGGUCUGCCCUUUGGCUGCUCUUAACCUCCCAGUUCCACUGCCUCCAUCGCACUGGGACCCUCCGCGGCUCUCUGCCUGUGGGUCACCCCUUGCUUCGAGCCCCACACGGGACCCUCACGGGAGCCUCGCGAGUCCUGCCAAAUCCCAGCGCACGGGUUGGAGGGGACGGACACCCAGGUGUGAGCAGCUCCUUCCCGGCUGUAAAUCAGCAUCGUCCCCUGAACCAUCCCACCCCGAGAUGGGGUGUGGGCCACGAGGGAUGUGGGAACGCGCUGAGGCUGCUCCCCGCUCCCCUCCGCGUGGUCCCAGCUGCAGGCUGAGACGUGCCGUAUCUCUGCGGGGGUCCAGGGGGCUCCAGCUCACCGGCCUGGGCUUUGGUGAGACCUUCCCAGGUGAGGAGCUCAGCGGCAGCAGGUAACAGCUCCCACGAAGGUGUUUUGCCUCCGUGGCCCGUUCCCACCCCGGCAGCGUGCUCGCACAACCUUCCCGGGGGCAGCCGUGCCCUCCUCAUUCACCUUGAUAUUUCCGUUAAACACAUCGGCCUCCAAAUCAAUCGGGGGGGGUCCUGGCAGAGCGGCUCGUUCGCUGGCCCGUAUCCCUGGACGGGAUGAGCAUCUCCCUUGAGAUCGCACGGAGGGGGCGGCAGGAGGGGCUCCGUGCACAGGAAAAACCCAAAUCUAAGCAGAUCGGUUGCCUUUUCUUUCCGGGGAGGGGGAUGGGAGAGGCCAGAUCUUGCUUGAACAGUCAAAGUAAGUUGCCUUUGCUUUUCCCUGCUCGUCAAGGUCAGCCUAGCUAAUGAAAAUCAAUCUUCCCUCUGCCUCUCUCUGCUGCAUGAGCAGAUUCUACCUGUGGCCCCUCACCUAUUUGAAAGCCUCGGCCGCCACCGGCCGCCUGGGCUGCUGGCCAUCUGCGCGGCCAGUGGGGAGCUUCCUACCGACACAGAGUCUUCCUGCGGGCCCGGGCACCGUGACAAUAUCUGUGUCACCGAGGGAUCACUCGUUUGGUCUGCCAGAGGAGACUGGCUUUGUCCCGGGGAAGCUGGCUGCGCACGGAGAGCACGUACCCGGUAUCGCAAUCUGGGCUGGAAGCGCUGGGGGAAAGCUCUUUGCCGGGCUCUGGCAUGCACCGAAUGGCUUCCGUCCUCUGCGCGCUCCGGCGUUUUGCAGGCAGCAGAAGUGAGGAGUGUCUCCCUCCCUCCUAAGACCAAAAACCCGGCUCCAUCGCAUCCCUGCUCCUGCCUGAGCCCAGCCCCAGCCCCACAGAGGUCUCACCCAGACGCCAGCAGCAAGGAUUUUUAGAUGUGCCCUGAUGCCGCAGGGUCUCCUCGCUCCUGGAAAUGCAGCUCUCUUCCAGCGUGGCUGAACUCAGUUGCGACGAGACGAUGGACCCGCCCGCUGAGGACUUCCAGCAGGUCCUGUCCAUUGACCAAAUCCGCUCCAUCCGUGCCAGCAACAACUACGUGGAGAGACCGGCCGUCUGCUUCCAGCAAACCCGCUCCAACCCUUCCCUGUCCCAGCCACCGCACAAGCAGGAGUGGUCCCAGGACCGCCUGGCGUCUUCCACCUUCCAGGACCUGCACCGCAGCCACAGCCAACAGCACCAGAUGCCACCCUUGCAGCAGCACAUGAGCCAUUCCAGCACCGCCAGCUCCGUCUCCCAAAGCACCACCGCCUCCGACCAGCGGCUCCUGAGCAGCCUCACGCCGUCCCACUCCGGGCACUCCCUCAUCCGGACGCAGCCCCGGCCCGGCGAGCUGAAAGCGGAGGAGUCGCCGCUGAAGGGGGCUGCGGAGAAGCCCACCCUCCACACCGGCCACCUCUUCAUCUGCGAGGAGUGCGGGCGGUGCAAGUGCGCCCGCUGCACGGCCGCCCGCAGCCUGCCCUCCUGCUGGCUCUGCAACCAGCGCUGCCUCUGCUCCCCCGAGAGCCUCCUCGACUACGGGACCUGCCUCUGCUGCGUCAAGGGGCUCUUCUACCACUGCUCCACCGACGACGAGGACACCUGCGCCGACGACCCCUGCUCCUGCGGGCCGGGGUCCUGCUGUGCCCGCUGGGCUGCCAUGAGCUUCCUCUCGCUCCUCAUGCCCUGCCUCUGCUGCUACUUUCCUACCCUGGGGUGCCUCAAACUUUGCCAGCGGGGUUAUGACGGCCUGAAACGACCCGGCUGCCGCUGCCAGAGCCACACCAACACGGUCUGCAGGAAAAUCUCCUCCUCCAGCGGCACGCCUUUCCCCAAGACGCUGGAUAAGCCGGUAUGACCCUCCCGGGGAGGAGAAGCAGGCUUUACUCCUCUUCCUCCUCCUCCACCUCCUCUCCUCCCCAUCCCCCUCCUCCUCCUCCGGCUCCCUCCGCUCUGCAGCGCUCCCCCCUGCCCACCAUCACCUCCCGGGAAUGAGACGGGUGAACUGGGGGUCCCCCAGCCCCUGGGAGCUCGCAGGCGGCUGCGUGGCCAGGGCAGCUGCUGGGAAGCGCUGGUUUUGCACACAGGGGUGAGGGACCCGGGGAGGCAGAGAGCUGCGGGUGCCCUCCCCGGCCGUGCCCCGGGGGGGCCCUCGGGACUCUGCUCUCAGAGGGUUCCAGGAGCUGCUGCUGCCCCGUGGUGUGGUCCUUCCCGAUGGCGGGAAGAGGCAGGUUGUCGACACAUCCCCCGUGCAAGAGUCCUCCAGGAGCCAGACCUCCUUCUCUCCCUCUCCCUCUUUCUCCAGCACUUUUCGUGGGCAACCUCUCUCCUCUCACCCCGCCGUGGGUCCGCUUUCCCCGAGGGGCUGGGGCGCCAUGGGGUCCCACCAGUGGCAGCGGCUUCCCUCUGGGCUUGGAAGCCACUGGGAGAAGCGAGUGAGCUUCAAAAUGAGGUGGCAUCGUAUUUUUCCGUCUCAGAGAGGAAGGGAAGGUGUGGGAAGCUUUAGAAACCUUCUGGCAGGGGAAGGAGCUCUCGGAGGCAGCCCAGCCCACUCGCUUCUGCCCGACUGCAGCGAGGGAAAGGUCCCCUCUGGGAUUUGGCUGAGAACAAGAAGCUGGUUUGAAAUUGCCAUUCAUUUCUCAACGCCUUGAAGGGCUGCCUCCGGAGCGCAAACCCUGGUGGGGCAGGAGCUGCUGCCCGGCUCCAUCCCACCACCGAGCAGACGCCACAGGCAGCGGCUCCGUGCUCGAGCCCCGGGAGCCCCGAUCUGGUACCUUCCACCAGCACUGAAUUCACUUUAAAAAACACACCCCAACCCCGACUGUCAAGAGCUGCCACUCGCACCGUGCUUCUGUUCGCACCCGGCCUGGGGGAUCCCCGGUGGGGUCUUCUGCAGCUCCUGGAGGGAAGCGGGGAGCAGAAGGGGGUGUCGAGAGACGUGACCCCGACCUUCCCUCCCUGCAGAAGUUGCCUUUGAGUCCUCACCUCCCUUUCCUUGCCCCCCCGGCGUGUCACACCAACACCAGCGUCACUGCUGAAGGGAAUUCUGCAGCAGCGGCUGCCUGCGGCAAAGCGGAGACGGGGCUGAAGCCAGCGCUGGGGCUGGGCCAUCUGCAGACCAGAAGGAAAGCCGACGCGGGGUCAGGGCUUCGUGGUUUCCCUGCCGGGAUGAUAGUCAGCCCAGCCCGUGGCUGCAGCUGGGGGCAGCUCCUCCAGAUCCUGGACUCAGCCCCAUCUCCGCUUGCGGGGUGCCAGCUCCCCCUUGGGACCCUGCUGUCAUCGGCCGAUGGGUGGGGGGAGUUUGGAGCCGGGACGAUGUCCCGGUGCUCAGCUCUGCCCGCCUGUCCCUCCUCCGAGGGGUGUGAGCGCGGAGAGAAGCGAAUGGUUCCCCUGGAGAAAUAUAUGCAACGUGUCCCUUGGCUUCCUCCAAGACCCUGCCGCCCAGGGCUCGUCCGUCGCCUUCCCUCAGCCACCUCGUUACGUAGAGUUCUGUGGAUCUAUUUUUGUAUAUAUAAAUAUAACGUUAGGAUGGCUAGGUCUAUUACUAAUAAUAUUCAUGAUACUGCUGUGAAUGGUGCCAGAUGCAAGGUUUGGCUUCCUGGUACACUUGCACAUGCUGGAAGAUGAUUUCCCGGUCUGUUUGUCGCUAAUCCUAGACCUUUAGUUCCUGGGUAGUCGGGAGAGGGGGAGAGGGAGGUUUACAGAUUGUGCUGGGGGGGUUGGGCUUUGCAGAGAGGGGGUAGGAUUCGGCGCUGGCCGCGGGGUGCGGCAGGAGGUAGGAUCUUGCCAUGGGAUUCCUCUUUCUGUACAUUCGCUGCCUAAAAAUCGGUGCUGCUCCAAGCUCCCUCUGUUGCAGGGAAAAGCGGUUCCAGGGAGUGAUUCAUCCCCCUUGAAAACACUAUUCAUUAAAUUAUGUUCUGGCAGUGCCUGUCUCCCUUGACCCAAAUGGGACCCAAGCAUUGGACUGUGGAAGGGGGGAUGAAUCCCAUCCCUGGGGUGACGUUUGUGCCUGGGGUGUUACGGAUAUGACCGAGGUCCUCACCCUGAUUUCACCCAGAGCCUGACGGGGGAUGUCGAAAGAUGCUUCCCCUGGCCGGAGAUGGAGAGCCCACGUCCAUGAGCUGCGGGGAGUUGGGGCCGAUGCUCUGGGUUCCAGCGAGCAUCCCCUGGCAUUGAGAAGGGAGAGGGCCACGAUCUUCUCGGAGGGUGCCCUGUAGGUGUGCGUACCCCACGAGGUCAGUCCCUGUCUCUGUGGCAGCAGUUAUAAAUUACAUUGCAAACAUAUUUAUCCGUAUGCCAAUAAUUGCCUGGCUCCCUGCUUCCAGGCGAAGUUCGGGGGAGAGACUUCCACCGAGAGGCACCCUUCCUUUUGAACGCUCGGUUCCCUUUUCUACCAGUGCUGAUUAAACCCCUUCUUCCUAAAAAUUGUAAAGCUUUUUUAGGGAGAAAAGGCCCCAUUUUCGCUGAGGAUAUGAGGAAAUGUCUCACUUGAAUGAGAAUGUGAAAUAGUUCAUUGAAACUUUUUAAAGAAAACUAAUGAACAGAAUUUUCCAACUUGCUCUACUUUGACUUUUUUUUUUUUUUUCUCUCCUCCUUUUUUAAAUGGAUCCCACUUGUAAAUUUAGUUACCACCUCUGUAUCUUUGCAAUUCAUUGCUUCCUCUCCUGAUGGUGGAAUGACUCAACAUGUGAAGCUUCAUCAUUUUCACGGCCUCCGAAGUCAUGCAAGCACGGGGCGACCACCCCCCCCGGUGCUGGGGCCGUGGGAUGGGAAGACGAGUGUCCGCACAGCAGCUCCCCAGAGCCAGUUUUGCCGGCGCUGGCACGGCGAGGCUGAGCCCUGCACUACUGUUGCAGGAUAUUUACCUCCAGUAGCUGGUGGGAGGCCAGGACGCCCGCCAGUAGCCUUCACCCAAUGGGAUUUUUCUGGGUCGGUGCAAAAGUCCCAUUUCUACCAGGGAAUCGUGCCACAGCCUGGGUGCAGGGCUGGGGAGCCCGCCCAGGUCUCUUGAAUGUCUCAUCUCCAAGAAAUGACAAACCCCCGAGAGAUAUUUAGUGAAAUACGGGAUGCGUAGAAGGGGAUCGGAGAGGAGGAGAGCCCCGGGUGGGCCCUGAGGGCUGUCAGACCAGCGCAGGGCUUUGGUUUGAUGGUGUUGAGGGCAAAACGCAAAGCCACAUGCAAGCCUUGCAGCUAAACUUCUGGAGAAGUUUAGAGCUGUUGGCCGCUGCCCUGCUCAUCGGGGCAAGUGGCUUCGCGUGGGGCUGCUGCUUCCCACCCACCUGGGGGCCCCAGCGAGCUCCCGUUCCUUGCUCUCAGCAGAAGGAGCAGGUCGGGAUUUGCCAAAAGCUCUCCAAGGAGGCCAGCUCUGGUUCCCUGAGCUCAUCUGGUGUCGGGAAGGCUGUGGGUAGCCUCUGGUCAUGUUUUUCCCCUGAGCUUUUCCCUAACAUCUCCAGACCAGAUCCGUCCUGCUCCCUCCCCAUCUCCGGCUGCCAGAGAGUUUGGUUUCCCUGCAGAGAGGACUCCAAUUUUGGUUGGGGUUGUGAGCCCCUUUCCUGCCCCACCCUGUAAUGAGUCAGAUAACAUCUGCUCCAGAUGUUUGUUUGCAGCUGCUUGUCCUGGCAGUUUGGGUUUCUCUCUGUCCUGACGUGUCUUUUUUGGUUUUCUUCUUGGGAGAGUCGCAUGUUGAGUCCUCUGUUUUCCCUGCACCCCUGGGAUUUGACAAGGAUGGAUCCGCUGUGCGAGGGAACGUUUCUCCAGGUUGGGUGUCUCUGCCGGUUGUGGGCUGCUUUGCCAGGAAAGGCGCAGGGCUGCGGGGCAGAUUGAGACAGGGAAAGAGAGACUCAGGUGCCAAAGGAGCAGGAGGCAGGAGCUGCUGAGCAGGACCUGAGCUCCCCCUGCUCUGCUCCCCAUGUGGGAGCCUCCUCUUCCCACCCAGACCUCCAGAGCUCCGUCCACGCAAGAGCUCCUGCUGGUGCUUGCUUUCUCCAGGGCUUCCCUUGGUCCCGCUCCCCUCCUUCCCUGCUGGGAGACGUGUGACCAGUCCCGGUACUGGUGAGAAGGGGUCACUGGGGACCAAGGUGGAGUCUCCCUCCCAUGCCAGCCCCCCAACCCUCCUGGUGGAAGGGCAGAAGUGGUCCUUGGGCUGCUGUCCACCCAUCCCUGUGGGGUUCAUCAGUGCCAAUGAAGUACUUCAAAGAACAGGGGGGGAGCUUUUUGGGACUCUACUCUCAGAUUCCUAUAGAAUGCCACUGAGUUUGCUCUUCCCCAUCCCCAUGUGUGAACCCAAAGACUGGUGGGCAAGUGUCAUCGGCCAAAAGAUGCCAAAGCACAGAAGAACAGUUUAUGGAUGGCUGCUUUAGUGCAAUAGAGAGGGGUGAGCGGAGAGGCGAGAGGAGCUGCUGCAAGGUUUGCACGACUGCACUGCACGGGGAAGGAGCACACCGUGCCCCAAACUUGCAAUUUCCAGCACCCGCUUUGUUCGUUUGCUCGCUGCCUCAGGCCCUGGGGUGUUUCGAGGCUGGAGAAAGCUGGGAGGUCUUCAGAUACCGGAAGGUCUAACUUUUUGUGAUCAGCACGUGAGGAAAGUAGAUCGGGGCAUACCCCCACCCCAAAGCCCAUUCUUGGUCUUUACUAGGAUCCAGGUCAGGCUUGUGUCCUUCAGGGAGCCCGCGGAGCCCAGACCUGCGGGAAGCUUGUGGCAGCUGGAGGCUGCUGGUCGGCAUCUGGUCCGUGUGGGCCAAACCAGAGCUGGGAUCUCUUUGGGAUCGGUCUGCUUCGGGGUAUUUCUCAGGGAGCAUCGGGAUCUCUGGCAAACUCCUUCUCCCAGACCGCAGGUCGGGCGCUUGCGCGGGUGAGACCUGUUUCCCUGUGCGGGCUGAUGUUGUAGAAGAAUCCCCUGAGGGCACGAGCCGGGGAUGCUGAGCGGUCCCCGUGGAGGGGGACUGCAGGCAGGAGGGACGUGGGAUGGAUGGAAGCGAUCGCGCGUCUCCGUGGGGCAGCGUGGACGUGCGAGUGCCGGGCGAGGGGAGGCAGCGCGGGGUGUCUCGCUGGGUCUCCCUCCUGCUGCGCCUUCCUGCAGCACCCCAAGGGGCUUCAGCAUGAGCAGGACCAAACCCACCCUGGCGAGCUGGGCUGGGCACUGGGAGAGGAGGUUUCUCACACCCUCUGUUCCACGGCAGCAUCAGCCGGGAGGUGUGUGAUCCUCCUGGCGCUGGCACGGCUGGUCCUGCCUUGCCCGUGUUGCCGCUCUGCCCCGCAGAGCCCCUCUCCCUCUCCCCCUUCCCCUCCCUCUCCCUCCGCCCAUCCUUGCCCAGCCGUUCCCUCGGGCCGUGGAGAUGCUCCACGGACCAGCAGUGGCCACCCAGCCUCCUGCCCCCUCCAGGUGUCCUCAGCACAAAGUUCUCCUUAGAAGACAGAUCACCCUUGGCUUCAAAGGAGAGUCUCGUACCAAGAACCGAAGCCUCUAAUUCUCCGUUUAAUUGGUACAAAGGCAUUCUGUACAGUGUAUAAAGAGAUCCCUCCCCCGGCUGUCUUUAUUUGGGUUCCUUUCUAUAAGGUAUAAUAUAUGUUUAUAACCUGAUGGCUGUUUUUUGACAAUACUCUUGUACCUUUUAAGGGAAAAAAAUAAAAAAAAAAUAACCAAAGUAUUUAUUUGAAAAGUUUAUUUUAAAGAUAAGAAAAAAAUAACCUAUUUAUUUUAAUGCACCCUCUUCUGUUUGGUUUUCUUCUCUUGCAAAGCUAAUAACUGUUACUGAACCACUGCUGAGAUGAAAGGAGUAAUUCUAUGGGUGGCUUCACAAGCCCACUUAGAGCAAUUAUUCAAUAAAAAUAUAUAUUAAUUUUGAA